AAAAAAAUCUAGAGACUCGAACAACACUCCUAAUAGUGUAGUAAAAACUCUCCGCGCAAAACAAACCAACGCUUUUUUUUAAACCCUCCUUUUUUCUUUGCUUUGUGCACUUCAUCUAGAGAUCUUAUUAUCUCCUUAUAAUACUAGAUAGAAUAUACGGCUUUGCAGGCGAGCGAUGCAAAAGUUUUUCCAUAUUAAUUGCAAAAAGAAUUUGAAUUAUAACCCAAGUAAUCAUAAUAAUAGUGAUUUUCCAAUCAUUACCAUUAAUUAUUAAUUAAUACUCACAUUAAUAUUAAUAGUAAUACUCUACAUUUAUUAACUAUAUCAAUGCAAAAUUGCUCUCUAUAAGCAUUUCCAUUUCAUUUAAACUAAACAGUUUUUUUAUAUAUAAUAUCCAUCAUAAUAGUAGUAUAUAUAUAUCCACUCUAUUAUUUUAUAUUAAAUAACCAAACCAUAUAAUUUCAUCAAUUAACCUCUCAACACUUCAUUGAAAAUGUCUAUUUUAAUGAUUCCAUCAGUAGAAAACGCAACCAGCUCCAAUAUUAACAAGAAGAAUAGUAGUAGUGGUAUCUUGUCCAACGAUGUUUUAGCCAAGACCAUUCCAACUCCAACCAAGGCAACAACCAAUGUUGUUGAAGUUGGACACGCUGCCGUUACUUCCCCUCAACCAAUUGCAGACCAAUUUGAUAUUGUUCUCUUCACUCAAGAGUAUGUACAACAAGUAGCCGUAGCUCUCUCUGUUGUUUUUGCUCAAGAAGAACCUCUCUGUAUUGCCACUCGUACCAAUCCAAUCAACUUUUUCGCCUACUCUCUUGUCUAUGCACAACAAUGUUGUGAUGGCAAGUUGAGCAUGUUGGCCAUUGACAGAAACUCCAAGAUGGUUGUUGGAUUCCACUUGUGCCAUGACUAUGAAACCUGGGUUGAACCUCACAGUGAUGAUCCUGGUGUUACUGUUCAAGGUGAAUUGCUUGAACGUUUGCAUGAAGUUUUUCAUGCUAACGAAAAGGCUAUUCAAGAAGAACCAGAAUCACCAUUCGAAUCUCAUGGUUCCCCUCGUACUUCAUUCGAUGGCAUCAAAAGCGGCGAAAAGAAGAAGAAGACUAUGAAAGUCUGUAGUGCUGGUGUCUUUGCCUUUGCUCGUAGAAUGAGAUUGGCUACCAGAAUGCUCGAGAAGAACCUCGAAUAUGCCAAACAACUUGGAUACAACGAAGUCCUUGUUGAAUGUACUGGUGCCUACUCUCAACAACUCUACAAGAGUUAUGGCUUUAAUGAAAAGGCUAGAAUCUACUACAAUGAAUAUGAAGUGGAGGUACUCGCCGAGGAUAAGAAGGUAAAGGUCAAACCAUUUAUUACCAUUCCAAAGCCUCACGAGUUUAUCAACUUGUCCAUUUUGGACUUGUAGAUUAAGGAAUUAUUGGGAUGAGUUUUAUUUUAUGGUGGCAGUGGUUCAUUUAUAUAUUAUGCAUAUUUACUUGUAGUAGUGUUGCUCACUUUACUUGUCAAGCUCCAAAACUUUAUAUUGGCAAAUAGUGGUGAUACUGCUUCAACUGUACUAUAUUUACAAGUUUGGUUUGUUUUGGGAGUGGAACAUUUAAUAGUUCUUCCUCUUCCUUGACAAACCUAUAUGCUAACAUCCAUCAAAUCUCUAACCAAAAACCAGAGGCACAUUGUUUAAUCUCAUCUCAAGCGGCGUUGACACAAUACUUGUUUUGAGAUUGAUUCUGGUUUCUCCACGCCCACCAACCAAUUUACUUAACACAUUUGUAUAACACCCUUUGCAAGUUUGUAUGUGAUUGUUGUCUGACAACGUUUUGCCAGCAUACUCACUUGUACGGAAUAUUGGUCUCAUCACCACCCUUAAACCUUCACUGCAGAUAUUAGUUAUAACUAAUCUCUGAAAUUUAUAUACAUUUAUAUACCCCUUAAUAAAUUUAUUUUAUAUU
This is a messenger RNA of Naegleria gruberi, 1943 nucleotides long. RefSeq lists its product as uncharacterized. The transcript has a single exon. The record is from RefSeq and is a predicted model, not a curated record. Lineage: Eukaryota; Heterolobosea; Eutetramitea; Acrasida; Naegleriidae. Bases 494 to 1402 code for a protein of 302 amino acids. Gene Ontology annotation, molecular function: N-acetyltransferase activity.